Messenger RNA from Erinaceus europaeus (western European hedgehog), 7413 nucleotides. RefSeq names its product solute carrier family 38 member 1 (gene SLC38A1). Gene Ontology annotation, biological process: amino acid transmembrane transport; L-glutamine transport. Gene Ontology annotation, molecular function: L-glutamine transmembrane transporter activity. Bases 359 to 1813 code for a protein of 484 amino acids. Lineage: Eukaryota; Metazoa; Chordata; Mammalia; Eulipotyphla; Erinaceidae. The record is from RefSeq and is a predicted model, not a curated record. The transcript has 17 exons.
CGGGAGCUUCAAGGCGAGCGGGAGGCAAAGAAAUGGGGUGACUGUGCCCGCGCCGCCGGCGGCAGCAGCAACAGCAGCCGAGCGCCCCGCAGGAGCAUGAGCCGGAGCCGAGCCCCUCGGCGCCCCAGAGCGCGUGUAUAACUCCUGAGUGCCUCUGUGCCAGUCGCUAUCCCUGUGUGCAUACAGAAAGCCUGCCACACCGGAUACCGGCAUUUAUACACUGAGCUUCUCUGCUUGCUGAGAUAACAGGGGUGCCACGCUUAUUUUUUCUGUUCUCCACUUGUAAAUACACACAGAAUCGGAGAAUUUGGUCCACUUUUUGUUGUUGUUGUUGUUGGACGACGAAUACUUUCUAACCAUGAUGCAUUUCAAAAGUGGACUCGAACUAACUGAGUUGCAAAACAUGACAGUGCCUGAAGACGACAACGUUAGCAAUGACUCCAACGAUUUCACCGAAGUAGAAAAUGGUCAAAUAAAUAGCAAGUUUAUCUCUGAUCGAGAGAGUAGAAGAAGCCUGACUAACAGCCACUUGGAGAAAAAGAAAUGUGAUGAAUAUAUUCCAGGAACAACUUCAUUGGGCAUGUCUGUUUUCAACCUAAGCAACGCUAUUAUGGGCAGUGGGAUUUUAGGAUUGGCUUAUGCCCUGGCAAACACCGGAAUCCUACUUUUUCUGAUACUUUUGACCUCCGUGACACUGCUGUCAAUAUAUUCAAUAAACCUUCUGUUGAUCUGUUCAAAGGAAACAGGCUGCAUGGUUUAUGAAAAGCUGGGAGAACAAGUCUUUGGCACCACAGGGAAGCUUGUAAUCUUUGGAGCCACCUCGUUGCAGAACACGGGAGCAAUGCUGAGCUACCUCUUCAUAGUAAAAAAUGAGCUCCCCUCCGCCAUAAAGUUCCUGAUGGGAGAGGAAGAGGCGUUUACAGCCUGGUAUGUGGACGGUCGUGUGCUGGUAGUGAUAGUGACCUUUGGCAUAAUUCUUCCGCUGUGUCUCCUAAAGAACCUAGGCUAUCUUGGCUACACAAGUGGAUUUUCCUUGAGCUGUAUGGUUUUUUUCCUAAUAGUGGUCAUUUAUAAGAAAUUUAAGAUCCCCUGCCCUGGUACAGAGCUAAAUUCGACAAUAAGUGCUAACUCAACAAAUGCUGACAUGUGUAUACCAAAAUAUUUUACCUUCAAUUCAAAGACCGUGUAUGCUUUACCAACGAUUGCAUUUGCGUUUGUCUGCCACCCGUCUGUCCUGCCAAUUUACAGUGAACUGAAAGAUCGAUCACAGAAAAGGAUGCAGAUGGUUUCAAAUAUCUCCUUUUUCGCCAUGUUUGUCAUGUACUUCCUGGCUGCCAUCUUCGGUUACCUGACUUUCUAUGAAAGCGUGCAGUCAGACCUCUUGCACAAGUACCAAAAUAAAAAUGACAUUCUCAUCCUGACGGUGCGGCUGGCUGUCAUCGUAGCUGUCAUCCUCACGGUGCCAGUGUUGUUUUUCACAGUUCGUUCAUCUUUAUUUGAACUAGCAAAGAAAACAAAGUUCAAUUUAUGCCGUCAUGUCGUGGUGACCUUGAUCCUCUUGGUUAUUAUCAACUUGUUGGUGAUCUUCAUCCAGUCCAUGAAGGACAUCUUUGGAGUCAUAGGAGUUACCUCUGCUAAUAUGCUCAUUUUCAUUCUCCCUUCAUCUCUCUAUUUGAAAAUCACAAACCAGGAUGGAGAUAAAGGAAAUCAAAGAAUUUGGGCUGCCCUUUUCUUGGUGCUCGGGGUGUUGUUUUCGCUGGUCAGCAUCCCCCUGGUUAUCUACGACUGGGCCUGCUCAUCGAGCAGUCACUGAGACAGCCGAGCUGAGGAAGCAUUCCUGUCAGCUGCCCGGUCAAGUCACCACACGUCAACAACCCCUCAUCCCAUCUUUUGCAAGUUUAUGAAGCAACAGCAAGCACAGGAUACACCGUGGAACAGCACUUAGGGCAGAACAGAGACCCCUUCCUAGAAUGGUCUGUGUCCCUCUGAGAUUUGGGGUCACGUUAAGGAUUAUGGAUUUUCCUUUUUCCCAAAAAAAAAAAAAAAUGAUGCAGAUGUAGCUCCUGGCUACAUCUCCUAGUCGGUUACUUUUCAUUCUCUUUUAUUUUUAUUUUUCUGCUCUCACGGUCUCUUAGAACUUUGAAGACAUGACCGUCGUGUUGACGCUCCAUCCAUUUUCCUCCUGAUACUCAUCCUCUCUGUAUCUUUCUAGAAAAGAAAAGAACUUUGAAUUGUAUAGAUUUAUUUUGCUUUACAGAAGAAAAAAUAAUGGUUUCUUAAAUAAUUUGCUUAUUUUGGUUACCAUAGCACACAGGGGCGAUAGCUGGCGUGUUGUAAAGUUUGUGUCACCGCUGGACCAGGGUGUGCCCCGUGUUUAUGGGGGCUCUGAUCCCCUGACAGCUGUCUCCCCUGCAGCCCAGCAGCCCUCCACACUGUCCCUCCACACAUGGACUCCGGGGAGUGCUCUCAGCUGGGCAGGGCCUAGGUAAAUAUGUGAGGCUGUAUAGGUAGGUCACCAAGCCUCAUUUCCCCCUUGGUGUUUUAUGUCAGUUCACUCUCCCGAGGCAGCUUCUGUGGCACCUUUGCAACAAGCUGAGUGGUGAGAACACUGCAGAAGGAGUGUCCGGAUGCCUACGAAAAAUUCCUCUAAUGCAAGUAGCCUCUAGCCCUCCACCCAUGUUAUUAGAGAUGGGGAAGAGGGAUGCAUUUCAUUCAGUUAGAAUCCCAGCAGCUCUUAUGUCCACCAGCCAUUUUGCUCUGAGAGUAAUGUCUCCACUAAGGAGGAGCCUAGGAUAAGGAAUUCCUGUUUUAUAUGGGGUGCUUCAGGGGAGGGGGGAGGGUCUUUAAAAGACUUGUUUUAUAUCUAUAAAUCUAGGUGAUUACAAAAUAUAUAAGAAUUUUUGUACCUUAAAAAAAGUCUCAUUCCUAUUUCUUGUCCAUUAACAAUCCACCCAGAAUCUUCAGGGGGUGAAAAAAAAACAGUGAUGAACUCUCAGAGCUAGUGGCCUUGGAGAAGAACUUUCGAGAAAUCAUUUUCUUCCUUCCCACAGCUGGGAUGGGGGUGGUGGUGUUAGUACCUGUGCUGUUUCCUCUUCUUGUCUGGUCCCUAACGGAGGGGCAGGCCACCACUAGCCCCUACCCUAGUGUGUGGGCAGGAUAGGCUUACCUUGCACUCUGACCCAUCCCCUCUCUUCUGGGAUGCAGAAUGAAUCUGCAUGGAGCCUGGGAAAGCACAGAGGGGAAACAGUAGUUUGUAAGCAAAGACACCCAGGCCACUCCCCACCCCAAGCUAGGUUACCCCCUGUGACUGGAUUGUGAGUACUAAAAGACAUAUGUGUUCUCUAAGCUGGUCUUUGGAACAGAACCUGUGUCUUAUCUCUACUCUGGCUGGAUUUCUCAAACAUGAAAGUUCACUGAGCACUGAUUUCUUAUCCAGAGAUAAGGGACACCUACCCACAGACUCUUGGCAAGAGUUCCCAUGUUCUUAGCCCUGAGUCCUGUCCCUUCUCUUUGCAAGCUAUAGGUCUCGUAGAGGAAAAGCAGGUAUCAGAGCGCCCGCAGGUGAUCCUCUGGGGGUGGGAAGGGAGGAGGGAGAAGAAACAUCACUUCUUGCUGCUCUUGGAAGAAUCGUCAGAGCUUUUAGUGUCACCUGAGAACUAGGUCAGAGUUCACUGUUUAGACAGGAUACCUAGCCUCGUAACAUGCACAGCCACCGCUGGCCUUUUCAGAAGUGUCUUCCAUAUGCAGAGAUGGGGCCAAACAAGUUGGUUGUUUGGGGGCGGCAUUGCCUAGACGACCCAUAAUGAAAUAGCCAAGCGGAAUAACCUCGAUUGAAAAAUACUCUCAUUCACUCUUAGGAGGCAUGGUGAUGUUUUCAGACAUCUAGAUUGUAUGUGCCAGUACAGGGAGUUUUUAUUCUUACUAAAAAAUAUAUUUAUUGAGAGAUUGGUACCCACAGUGACAGGAAUCUGAAAUCUCUCUUAAGUGGAUUGUUGACUGAAUAGAAUAGACCCUCCUAGAAUUUGUCAGCAGCCACUGAAAAUUCUAUCAUUUUGUGUGGGAUGAGCUACUACGUGUAUGGCUCUUACUCUCCUUGUUCAGGCUCAUGAACUGGUAUCCAAACACGCACUACAGACAUUAGCAGCACAAUCAAGUGCUGCACAAGUUUUUUCUGCUAGAUCUUAGCCUAAAGAAUACUGCACUUUAGCCUUUAGGAAUAAUGGCUUCUUUUGGUAGGUGGGAAUCUCAACUCCAGUGACCAGGGCUGAUCUCCUGCUUUGGAUUAAGCACUGAUAUCCGAGUCAUUAUAGCACCAAUUGCUGUAAACCCUAAAGUUGGCUGUUGAGAGUUGUGGGGUGGGGUUGUGCACAGGGCAGAAUUCUGCUCUUGCUAUGAACAGUUGGGGUCAGACAAUGGUAUCAAAGACUCUGAGCCUGUCAUUAGCAACCUAGGAUGUGCUCCCUUUGAAAAGCAGGCUGUGUGUAGUGGUUAGGCCAACAGAGCCAGUAGAAAAGAUGGCUGAGCUCAGACAGGAAGAUAAUAAAGUGAGAUUGUUGAAGAGCCUCAUCACUGAGAAUCUUGGGGGUUGGGGGGGGGUGUUGCACAAAGGCUUUGCUGCUGCUGUUAGUGGACUCUGGACCGUCCCACCCCAGCCACACACCACCUGCAGGACGGUGGGGGGGGCGGGGGCACCACCCAUUAGAAGCCACCCAAGGCAAGGUCUCCAGCUGAGGUGGAAGAGAAAAUCCAGGUCCAACAGCACCUGAAGAAGAGAAAGAGGUGAGGGAAGAUGAAAGGAGCCACUUAUGGGGCUAAGCCACCAGGCACAGUCCACAGAUGGUGCCCUCUUUUUUUGCUUGGCCUGCCUGAUGGUCUGUAUAAACCUUGUGUUUCUGCAGUCCUGCUCCUCUGAAGCCAGAACACAGCACUUGAGAUAGAUUUAGUACCAAUACUGCAUGAUUUCACAGGUGGUAAGCUAUAGAAACAGUCCUCUUUCUCCAUUCUGUUUUGUGUGGUAGUAAACCCAGAUGAGAACAACUCACGUGGGUCAUGGCUGCAGGACUUGAGGUGGACAAAGUUCUGCCAUCAGACCCCUGUGCGCUUCGUCAGAGGUGUCUCAGACAGUUCCUCCAAAACCCACAUCUUCUGGAGUGGCCUGAAGCCUCUCAGCCAGAGGUUCUCAGCAGGCGGUCCCCAGAUUAGCAACAGCAGCUUAGUCUUGGAACUCUUCAGAAUGCUAAUUCUCUGGCCCCUAGACCUAGCAAAAUCUAACAUCCCAAGAGUGAGGGCCCAGCAGGCUAUUAGUAUAUAUUUUGUCAAGAUUGAUUGAUUUAUAAGAGAGAAACAGGCAUGUGCGAUGCUGGAGACCAAAAAUCAGGACCUCACGCUCGAGAGUCCACUGCUCUAUACACUGCACCACCUCGCGGGACACCCUAGCCCAGUAUUCACAAACCCUCCAGGCAACCUUUGUCAGCACAGCAAGUUCUGAGCCAUUUAAUCUCUAUCCCUCCUCGCUAGUCCUACCUCAGAAGAUGGCUCCCAAGACUUGUGAGGUCUUGGGGGUUGGGGUGGGAGUGUAAGACGUGACCUUGGCCUCAGGAGUCCCUCAUCCCCUGCCCACAGGUGCAGGCAACAGUUGUAAACAAGGCUGGUGUGACUGGGUUCAGGCACAGGAAGGCUGCCAUACUUGAAAGCUGUGCAGAAAUAAAAACGAGGUGUUAAGGCUUUGGGGAAGAGGUUUAUUUGGGGGUGAUCAAGAGGAAAUAACUGCUGUAAAUGCACCCUUGGAGGUAAAGGGGUUAAAUGUUGUGGCCUGCUGGAGGGUCCUGCUGUGGAAGGUGAUCAGCCCUGGCCUCCUUUCAAAGAUACUUCUCAGUAAAGUCAGCACCACUUAAGGAGGCUCGGCUCCAUUUCCAGAGAUGAGGACGCUGGGUGGCACCUUCAGUGAGGGUGAAGAGCAGGUCUUCAACAGAGAGCUCAAGCCACCCGUGUACCCUUGCGUUUGUCUUGAGGCUUACAAAGGACCCGAGCUUUAAGGUCUGCCAUUCUCCAUUGCAGUCCACAGCCAGCUUCUGGUCACUUCAAACAAAGAAAGUCCAGUAGUUUUGCAACAGAACACACCUUUCCUCAGAGAUACACAGAGUAAAUUGUUUCUGGGGAGAAAAGAGACUUUCACGUACACAUGGGGAGGGGGGAGCUAACAACAGAAAAAAAUGCUGACUCCAACAAGGGAAAGUUCUUGAGCAACAUGUGAAUUGUCACAAAGGCUGAGACAUUCCUUCUUCAGGGUUUUCUUGGGGUGGGGGGGGAACACUGUGAAGCUGGGCCCAUCUGGAGACAGGCCUGAAUUUGUAUCUUUCAAAUCAGGAAGAAUCUAUGCAGCAGAGGCUUUACUGUAGGAAGUGCUUCACUUGUAUGUAAAUAUGUUGUAAAUAAAUAGGCUGUAUAUUUUUGCAAUUGUCAUUCCGCACUGAAAUAGAGGUCUCUUAGUCUCUGCCUAUCAAGAACAAAUGUUCUCAUAGAUAUUUAGGGGAAUUGUUUGGAAAUUAGUAGGAAAAUGUACCUUUUCUCCCAGGUUAAAAAAAAAAUAGUUCUCUUCACGUAAUUUUGGAACCUAAAACUCUCACUUGCUUAGAAAGGGAAAUGUCCGAGACACGAUCACAUUGAUUCUACUGGUGUCAAGGCCAAUUAUUUAAAAGUCCUCUGACAAAUGCUUGUCAUAUAGAAGUAGACAUAACUCCCAGUGACAACUUGUCUGUAAUGCUGUUUUACUGUUAACACUGAAUCACUGCACAGUAUUUUAUGAAAACAGACAGUGGGAAAGAGAAUGUUCUUCUUCUUCUUUUUUUUUUCUUUUUUUUUUUUUAUUUUAAUCCCCUGUCUUUUUUUUUUUUUUUUUCUUUUCUUCUCAAAAUUGGAUGGCUGCAUUUCCGAAACCUUGGGAACUGGAGACGGUGUGGGAGGUAGGGGGAGGUGAGAUGUCUCAGUCUGAACCAUGAGCACACAUGUGAGAGGGAGGAAAGAAGAGCUUCUUCUCAAGCUCUGGGCAUCUUGCAUGUUUGCCUUUUAUUUUCAGUGUUGACACCACUUAGACUGUUUUAAGUAAUCCUCCUCCCCUCAAACAGCUGAUUGUUGGUAUGUAGCCCACUCUGUAGAGUCCAGUGUAUUUUAGACUCCAUCUUCCGAGCCCAGUGUACGUGUAGCCCACUGCCAUCUUCUCAUGCAAAGACCUUAUAAAUGGAUUUCAGAUGAAUGUGAUUAGUAAGUUACAAGUUACAGCACUUCACUGUUACUCCGAUAGGUUUUUUUUUUUUUCUUUUUCAGGAUGUGGUGUAAAUAAAGAAAUGUAAGAAGUUCUGUUGUAUAACUACCUUAGUUAUAGUUUUUAAACAUUAAAAUUGUGAACUGAAACAA